UUUGGCUGGUAGGUACUUGAGGGUCAAAACAUAAAAAAACAAAACAAAAAAAAUUCAAAAUUGAACAGUUCCUUUCCACUUUCAAAAUCCUGAUCCCUUUUUGAAAUGUAGAAGAAGAGACACAGAACAAACACAUCACAACCUUAACCUCUUUUCCCUCCUCUCUACUUUCUUUGUCUCUUCUUUUCAUUGCUAUUGCACCCUUUUGUUUUUUUCUACACCCCUUAAAAAUUUCAUAUACAAAAAGUGUUAUUUACCAUGAAAGUUUGCAUCUUUAACAAGAUUUCGUGAUUUUCUCAUCUUUUUCUUAAUGGGUUUGAUCUUCAUUUGUUGAAUUUUGUUAUUUUCACAAGGUUUCACUUUUGGGUUGACACAGAAGGAAAGUUCGGUGAAACUGAAAGUGGGAGCUAUGGUUGCUGAAGCUUGGUUUUUGAAGAUACGUAACCAGGUAAGUGCGAAUAUUAAACAAGCCCUUGUUCUUGAAUCUUCUAGUAGUAGAAAACAUGUUCCUAAAAAGCAUGUUGAUAAGAAAGUUGUAGAAACCAUAGGGAUUCUUUCUUUUGAAGUGGCUAAUGUAAUGUCGAAAACCAUUCACCUUUAUAAAUCAUUGUCUGAUUCUGAGAUCACAAAGCUGAGGAAUGAGAUCUUGAACUCAGAGGGUGUUAGGAGAUUGGUUUCAUCUGAGGAGGGUUAUUUGGUUGAGCUUGUUAAAGGUGAGAAGCUUGAUGAGUUGAACCGGGUUGCCGGUGUGGUUUCUAGGUUAGGGAAGAAGUGUUCUGUGCCUGCUUUGCAAGGGUUUGAGCAUGUGUAUGGUGAUAUUGUUAGUGGUGUUAUAGAUGUGAAGGAGUUGGGGUUUUUGGUUAAGCAUAUGGAGGGAAUGGUGAGGAAAAUGGAUAGGUAUGUGAGUGCUACUAGGGGGUUGUAUAGUAAAAUGGGGGUGUUGAAUGAAUUGGAGCAAACGGUGAAGAAGUUUCGGAAUGAUAACCGGAAUGAGGAGAGUAGAAGGGGUUAUGAGCAGAGACUUGUUUGGCAGAAGCAAGAUGUGAGGCAUCUCAAGGAGAUUUCGCUAUGGAAUCAGAGUUUUGAUAAGGUUGUUGAGUUGUUGGCUAGGACGGUUUGUACUUUGUAUGCUAGAAUCUGUAUGGUCUUCAGCGAAUCUACGGAGAAGAAGUUUAGUCUUGGGUUUGGUAAUUGUGAAGGCUCGCCACUCGUGAGAAAUGAAUGUAGAUCGGCGUCUGGGUUGAUUAAUGUUGACGUGAAUUUGGAGAAGUUGAAACGCAAUCAUAGCAAGAAAAACAGUUUUCAUUUGAAUUCAAUCGGGAGAAACGGUGGCAGUAGGAAUCAUAUAGAUGUAAAGAGAGGUGAGUUAGCAUAUGUUCAGCUUGAAGAUUUUGGUUUUCCUUGUGGAACAAGUCCUGGGAGACUUUUCAUGGAAUGUCUCAGUUUAAGUAGCUCGGUUUCAGCGUACGAUGAUUUUGACGAUGUUGUUAUCGACCGUGAGGAUCAAUACAGUUGUGUGUCAAGCUCUCAAAGUCCUAUUGAGAUUGGAAGUAUUGUGAAGAAAAAGGCGCAAAUGUGCUCAAACUUCAGUCCAAACAGUGGAUCGUCUGUUGUUUAUGCUCCUCCUUCUACUCUUGGAGGCUGUGCUCUAGCAUUGCAUUAUGCCAAUAUCGUUAUUGUCAUUGAGAAGUUACUUAGCUUUCCGCAUUUAAUCGGCGACGAAGCUAGAGAUUAUCUAUAUAAGAUGCUGCCAACUAGCUUAAGGUUAUCUCUGAAGGCCAAACUUAAGAUCUAUGUCAAGGAUUUGGCCAUAUACGAUGCCCCUCUUGCACACGAAUGGAAGGCAACUCUUGAUGGGAUACUUCGGUGGCUUUCUCCGCUUGCUCAUAAUAUGAUGAAAUGGCAAAGUGAGAGGAAUUUCGAGCAACACGAAAUAGUUAGCCAGACGAAUGUGCUGCUAUUUCAGACAUUGUACUUUGCGGAUAAGUGUAAGACCGAGGAAGCUAUAUGCGAACUUCUUCUAGGAAUGAAUUACAUAUGUCGUUAUGAACAACAACAGAACGCGUUACUCGGUUGUGCAAGCAGUUUCAAUUUUGAAGAUAUGAUGAAAUGGAAAUUGCAGCGGGGUACUUCGUUGCUCGAUUGAAUAUAUUCUAGACAUUGUAAUCCUCAAUGUGGUUAGCAUUUCCUAAAAUUACUGUACCAUUUGAUAACGAGUUAGGAUUCUCUUCAUUUCUCUCGAAAAGUAGUAAUAGAACUCUCAAUUUACUGAGUAAUGGAGAGAAUCCCUACCCUUUACUGACGUAGUUUUUUGAUACCACAUGGAAUUAAUUACUUUGUUUAUUGAUGAUUAAUGUCAUUUUUAUAGAAUGUUAAAAAAUACUUCACACUGAACUUCUAAUUCAGUUUAUGUGAAGCUUGCUUGUUGCUUAGAGUAUGCUUUUUUAGAGCUAUUAAAGUGUAUUGUGAAUUUAUAAUGCCUUAAAAACAGAAGUUGCAACAGCAUAUGUAAAUUUCAACACCAUCAUUAUAAGUUUUCAACAAAAUCAAAUUAUAAAUUUACUCUAAAUGAUGCUUUACUCAGAAUUUUUUUAAUGUUUGUCGGCAUUUUCCUGCAUCUGCUACAUAACCGUGAUUGCGCAGUGAGAGCACCAUCAUGAUGCCAGAAAUAGCGGCUGCUAUUCCUGCUAUUGUCCAUAGUGCUUAGCAACCCCAAAGUGUUGCGGUGAGGUCCGGUUCUUCUACGCUACACUGCUAUAGCCCGCUAUCGACAACCUUUAGGAUAAAUUGAGCUAUCAAUUUUGGUUAGACUCAAUGGGCUUAUCUGCUGUGAGACUCUUAAUGCCAUUAGCUUUUAAAUUAUAGAUACAUUUGAGCCUGUCUCAUGCUGUAUUUGGAUGUAAUGUAAUUCUAUCCUACAAGAAAUCAAGGUACACAAGGUCUUUGAAAAUUCUAAAUAAUAUUUGUUUGACUAGUAAAUGUAAAUGUGCUGCGGCUCCACACAGUGAUGAAAUCCUGUUUCCAUUAAGGUGUUUGUUAUACAGCAUGGUGGUGUAAUGAAUCAGUGGACCCAUGCAUCAGAAACCACUCUCUUCUAUGUGUUGUGACUGUGAGUCUGUGAGUUACCACAUUAUUUAUGAUUAGAUGAAAAGAAAUAUGGAACUACAAUGGCGUCAAGGGAUCUCACUAUUCAGACUUGAGUUACUGUCUCAGGCAAAUCACUGGACAUGGUUUGACUGACUCGAAGAUCAUGCACAGCUGAUUCACCGUUCUGUUCUGUCAUGUGCAUGUGCAUUCAUUUAUCAUCUACUUCAAAUUAUUAUUUUUACCGACUAAUCCAAAAAGAUGGAUUUUGCCGCCCACUAGACAGAGCCUAGGAGUAUUUAAAACUAGAACAAACCUUAAUUUUCAUUUACUUCCUUCCCAUGAUUAUGUCUUCCCUCAUUACAGGACCUACAAAGUUACACCAACAUUCCCUAGUAAGAGUUAAAGGGAGGCGAAUCUCGGGAUGAUAUUGAGUGACUUUUGAAAUUUUGUAACUUUGGGAAGUGU
Vicia villosa (hairy vetch) is the source of this 3552-nucleotide messenger RNA. RefSeq lists its product as uncharacterized. Bases 410 to 2146 code for a protein of 578 amino acids. The record is from RefSeq and is a predicted model, not a curated record. NCBI's taxonomy places the organism in Eukaryota, Viridiplantae, Streptophyta, Magnoliopsida, Fabales, Fabaceae. The transcript has a single exon. Gene Ontology annotation, biological process: positive regulation of growth.